AGACAAUGCUUUCAGACAAUUCGAACGAAAUCUAAAUCUCUAUGUAAUUAGUCCCAUUCACGACACCGGUGCAUUCGAAAAUAGUUAAUGUGGUGGCAGUGACAGCGAAGCGAGGACGUGCGUGUGCUUGUCUCGUCGUAAAAUGCUGCCUCGGAAAAAUUGACUAGUCCGCUGAUAAUGUUUAAGUACCUACUACAGCUAAAACGCGAAUUAUUCGUCGCACAAUUAACUUAGAUCGGCACAAAAUUAUCGAACGCGUUCACGUGUUAAAUAAACAUGGAUGAGGCUUUCGCGCAUAUCGAGGGGAAUGGGAAGAAAGACUGCAAGAGGGAUAUGGUUCCCCCGGAUGGUGGCUGGGGCUACGUUGUGUGUCUCGGCGUAGGAUUUACUUUUAUGUUAGGUUUUGGAUCAUCGAACGCGUUUGGUAUUUUAUUUCACAAUUUUUUCAUCGAGCAAGGCAGUGCGAGUGGCCUUCCUCUAGUGAUUGGGGUGUACAAUGGAGCUCUGUCGAUAUCGGGAUUCCUGAGUGGCAUAGCUCUAAAGAGGUAUUCCUUCAGACAAGUGGGCUUGAUUGGAGCUGGGCUCUUCGUUCUGGGAGAUGUGUUGACUAUUUUCGUACAGCGCACCUAUCAGCUUGUUUUCACGUUCGGAGUCAUUAGAGGAGCUGGAUUCGGCAUGAUGAUUCCCGUUAGCUUCACAGCAUUCAAUUGUUAUUUCACUAAAAGACGGACUGCCAUGAUGAGCGCUAACCAAACCAUGAGCAGCAUGGCUUCCAUCACGUUCCCCAUACUGGUCACGUACCUGCUGGCAGAGUACGGGCUACGGUGGACCCUAACGCUCAUCAUGGCCUUGGAUUUGCAUCUAGUCUUCGCCAUGUUGGUGAUGCACCCAGUUCAGUGGCACAUGAUUAAAAACCCGGAGGCUAGCAUAACAGAUAACAAUGAAGAAAAGGAGAAGCUACCAAAGCGUCAUGAGUCGAUACAGAAAAGUAUAAUAAAAAUGAUCUGCGAAAACGUCGAAGUAGAUUUAUUAAAAGAUCCUCGUUUUGUGAGUACCUUAUUGGGCUUGGGAUUCGCAUUCGUCUCGGAUAUAACCUACCUGGCUAUGGAACCUAUGCUACUCUUUUCUUAUGGAUUCAGCAAGAUGGAAGUAGCAACAUGCGUGAUGGCGGGCGCUAUAGCCGAUUUACUAGCAAGGUUCCUUCUCGCCGUAAUCACGUUCUUCGUUGCUGUAGACAGCAGAAAGUUGUUUUUUGGUGGCACUUGUAUAACAAUAUUACUGCGAAUUGCGUUGGUGAGCGGUAGCGAUCUGUGGUGGGUGUUCAGCGUGACGGUGGCGUCGGGCGUGGUGCGCUGCUCCGUGCAGGUGCUGUUCCCGCUGGUGCUGGCCACCGCCGCGCCCCCCGACCGCUUCCCCGCCGCACUUGGCCUGCACAUCAUCUUCUCAGGCGUGCUGAUGCUCAUGGCGGAUCCUUUAAUCGGUGUAAUAUAUGAAGCAACGGGUAGCUACAGCUACUGUUUCUUCGCAAUGAGCUUCUGUUGCCUGAUCUGCGUUGUGCUGUGGUCCAUUGAGUAUAUAAUUUAUCGCAAGGAUAAACGAUGCCCCUACAACCAUUUCCAGUCGCCGUUACGACGCGGUGUUGACACAUCUUGUGUCGACACCGUCUGUUUCGUUACCACUUUGUGA
Messenger RNA from Cydia splendana, 1686 nucleotides. RefSeq names its product monocarboxylate transporter 6-like. The record is from RefSeq and is a predicted model, not a curated record. The transcript is spliced from 10 exons. Gene Ontology annotation, cellular component: membrane. Bases 277 to 1686 code for a protein of 469 amino acids. NCBI's taxonomy places the organism in Eukaryota, Metazoa, Arthropoda, Insecta, Lepidoptera, Tortricidae. Gene Ontology annotation, molecular function: monocarboxylic acid transmembrane transporter activity. Gene Ontology annotation, biological process: transmembrane transport.